GGACACGUAGGCGCGGGCCGAGGGCGUCAUCGGCAGCGGCCGCUCCGCUGGGCUCUGCUUGUUGGCUCGAGAGGAGAGGAAGGGGGGUCGGAGGCGCGCGUGCUCGCUCCUCUCAGGGUCAGUCCUCCCGGAACAGUGGGCGCGAGGACCGCGGCGAAGGCACGCUCUGAGGGGGCGGGGAGGGGGGAGAGCGGGCGCCUCCGGCUGUGAAACGCGCGUGCGCGCGCGCGCCUCCUCGGGCCGCCAGGAAGGAGCCCUCUCUUCGCCGGGGACCAAGCCGGGACAAGGCAGGAGACGAGGGAGGGAGGAGGAGGAGGAGUGGGAGACGGACGCGGCCAAUUGGGAGGUGGGAGCGAGGGGGUCUGCCACCAAUCGGCUGAGGCGGAGGACAGAACCCUGCCAGCCGGGGGGAGUGCUUGCGGGAGCCUCCCCGCCAAUCCGAGGAGCGGCAGCCGCGGCCGGAGCCGGAGCAGCGCGCCAAUCGCGGGCCAGCCAGCACCAGAGAGCGCGGAGUCGGGGAUGUCCUACAAGCCCAUCGCGCCUGCCCCCACCAGCUCCGGAGCCGCCGGCACCAGCAGCAGCAGCAGCAGCGCCAGCCCCGCCCCCGGAGCCCCGCCGGUCGGUAAGAGACACCCCCCCUCUCCCCGCCGGCCCCGUCUGCCGGCUCCGCCUGGCCCCCGGGCAGAGCGAGGGCGCGGAGGCGGCACGGCGGAGUCGCCUGGGCCGUGGCCGGCGCUUCCGAGUCUCCUCCUCCUCCUCCUCGUCUUCUCUCUGUGUCUCUUCCUCUCCCCAACCCCGGCAGGGUUUUCCCGGCCUUUUACAGCUGCUUUGCAAUACAGGACUCCGGUCUCCUCGCCGCCAAAGGAGAGAUGUGCAUCCUGGAAUUAGGAUUUACUGUGUACUUGAUUUAUAAAAAGGGGAAAAAAAGGGACACCCUAACUCAUUCCAGACCGUGCGAAUGUGCUUUACUCGUCACUGCGUUCUUCCUAUGUAGGAAGCGCAGCAGCUGUUCGGGGAAUCCUGCCGGGGAAAACAAAACGAAAGUUGAAUUCUUAGGAAAGGCGUGUGUGAGGCGGAAAGGCGUGUUUAGAGUGAAUCAGCAAACCCCCUUCUCUACCCAGAAAUAUGCCCCGCUGUGUUCAUGGCUGUUGUCGCCUGAGUGUCGGGUGAAUGACUUCUCCUUGGAUAAGCAAGGAGGGGUGAAACUAGAGAGAGUAGCGGCGCGGCAGGUUCCUCUGUCUUUCUGUAACUUCGGUUUCCUUCUUGGGUGGAGCAUCCUCUAGCAAGGGUGGGGAAACGCCAGGUUUCCCGGAUCUUCUUCAGUCUUUACCAAAACUCCCAAGACUCACCAUCUAACAGUACUGUUAGAAUUAAGGAGCAGGAUGCUUCAGAGCUUAUGGGCAGACCUAGGAUUUGUUUUCAGUAUCAGAAUUGUCCUACAAAACCCACUCCUUGUUUUCCCUCCCCCUUAGCUUUCUUAAUCUCCACAGCCUCAUUCAGAAGAAUUUUUAAAAUCACAUUUUUUUUGCUUCUGUUAAACCUGUGGAUUCUGGGCUAUCUUCUGCCUACCCCAGCCUUUUAGCAUGUGGCAAUCCACUAGGAAAAAAAUAUUGAUAGGGAUAGUAAUUCCUGAAAGUGUUUGGAUCCUAGUAUCGGGGCUUAGAUUUAGUUUCAAUUUUUUUACAUUUUGUGAUUUGAAAGAUACUGAAUUUCACUCAGAGCCUGCCUGCCUGCCACAGUUGGGUAAUGGGAAGGAUUUAUUCCCAGGAACAUUGGCUUUUAAGCCGCCUCUUUUAUGUAUCUUGGCUUGCUUCCAGGAGAUCUCUGAAGCUACUUGCUAUGCCAGCACCUUUCUCCAGUACACAUUCCCGUUUUUGGCACACUUCUAUCUGAAAUCUGUAGGUCAAGAGACUAGGGUGGGUGGGUGUGAUUCCAUUUAUCAGAAGCCUGGGAUCUAGCUCCCUUGACCUGCUGAAUGUGUAGCAAUUUAAAGCACUUUUGCGCGCGCACACACACACACACGUUACAUUUGUGGUUGCUGCUGCUUUUGGCUAAAACCUUGAGAGUAAGGUAAGAAAGGCCAGCACCUGCUCUUGGUGUGAAGCCAUUGGCUGUACAUCAUUGAAGAGUUAAUAGAAUACCACCUUUAUUAACAGUUUAAAGAAAACUGGCUAUAUAUUAUUUUUGUAUUAGCUUUUGAAAACUAUUGUGAAGGAGCACUUACCUUAACAGAGUUCUACAGGAAGCAUCUGCAAUGUUGUGUGUGGUUUUGGUGGCUUUGCUUGUGACAGCUGUAAGUGCAUCUGUUGCACAAACAAAAGCACACAACUAAAUGGGGCAGAAAAUGUAGGCUCAACUUUACAGUAACAAAUAGGGUUAGCUAAUAAUCUCUAUAAUGGCCCAGUCUCUGAUUCAAUGAAGUAAUCCUCUUAAUAAAGUAGCUGCUGUUCUUCUCUUUCUGGAACUCUCAAAUCAAAAUAAUUAACUUGCUUUCAAUCUCCUUUCCCCCGACAAAUUGACUCCAGAUGCUUCACAAACUACAUACUUAAACUCUUAUUACUGGCACAACAGCUCCCACUCUGCUUGUAAAGAAUCUGAAAACGGGAAUUUUCUCAAUUAAGGGCUCAAUGUUUUCAGACUUUCUAUUUUUAGAAACUCUAUCAGAGUUUAAUAGUUUCAGUGGUUUUUAGUCUGAUUAAUAGCAUGUGCACACGCCCUUCAUGCAUGCAUAAUAUAUUUAUUUAUUAACAGUAUUUAUUUGCUGAUUUAUAACAUCAAUUGUACAAGUGAUGGAUUGCUGCUAUUGGCUGAUGCUCGCAUGGGUGGGGUGAGAAAUGCACAAUGAGGGGGGCAGCAAGGAAUGGUGGUGGAAUUCAAACUAAUGGAGGAUAGUGACAUAUUCUUACCAACCUGUGGAGGUGGCUUCUCUUUUAGCUCCCUUAAGAGAACAACUGUUGCCUUUAUACGUUGGGCUGCAGGAAGCUAAGGCAAAACCACAAGCUUCUGUGGUCAGCACUGAAAAAGCCUGGGGAAAGUGCUGAGCGUUCAUUUGAUCAGUACAUUUUAAUUGUUCAAGCUGUUCUGUCUUUAAAAAGUCUUGUUGACAUUUUCAAGGAAAAAUAAAUAAAGCAAGAUCACACCUAGAUGCAAUUCUAUAUUAGAAUCUAAAGUGAGAGACAAGUUGUUGUGAGGGCAGGGGAUUGCUUUUAGUUCAGGCCUAACAAAGAAAGCUCGGUUAUUAAAACACAGGUGUGCAUGAGCAACAUUUCCAGACUGGCAAAAAUGGAUAGGAGUAAACUAGACAUUCUUUAACUGCAUUCAGAUCUAACACCCCAGAUAUGGUAUACGUAGUUCUCUAAUACCAUAUGUGUGCCAAUGAAUUGACUGGCUAUAUUUUUUUUUUACAACUUUCAUUGCAUUCAUGGUUACUAAUAUGAUUUCCCCUCUUUCUGUGUGAAGGGAAAGGCCAUACACUUUAUUCUGAGGUAGCAGUACAGCAUUUUAAAAACAAACAAAAAACACACCAUAUACCGUAUUUUUUGCUCCAUAACACUCACUUUUUUCCUCCUAGAAAGUAAGGGGAAAUGUCUGUGCGUGUUAUGGAGCGAAUGCCUACGGAUGGCGGGGGGAUCUGCAGUCGUGAGCAGAGGAUCCAUGGUUCCCCUUCCUUCCCUCCUCCGUGGCUCGCUUUGAAACAGCAAAGCGGAAGAAGAGCCGCUGAGUGGGGAGGAGAGAGGGACAGAGAGCCUGCUUGCUUUAAAGGAGCAAAGCGGGAGAGGAGAGGAGCCUUCUCCUCUUAUACCCCUCUUCUGCAUUAUUAGCAGCAUCCUUCUCCACCCACCCCACACGUGCUCCUUGUCCCUUGAGUGCUUUUCCUUCCCUUCCCCCUUAAAACGUGGUUACAAAGCACGGAUCUACAUGGAUCCUCAGGAUUUUUGCACUGGGUCACCCAAAUUCACCAUCAGAUCACAUAGCAUGUUCAUGGCUACAGCUUGCACCAAAAAAAUCAUGCACCCACUAUUGCUUGGGGCCACAGUGGUGCAAAAACGUGGUUACAAAGCAUGGAUCCACAUGGAUCCUCAGGAUUUUUGCAUUGGGCUACCCCAAACUCACCGUCAGAUCACAUCUGUGGCCACAGCAUGAUCCAAAAAAAUCAUACAUCCACUGUUUCGUUUAGAAUAUUUUUUUUCUUGGUUUCCUCCUCUAAAAACUAUGCGCGUGUUAUGGUCGGGUGCGUGUUAUAGAGCGAAAAAUAUGGUAUUUCAGGUAAUCCCAAUUCCCCAUCACAGGCCUAAACAGUCUCUUUUGUUCAGACAUAGGCAACCUCGGCCCUCCAGAGGUUUUGGAACUACAACUCCCAACAUCCCUAGCUAACAGUUCCAGUGGUCAGGGAUGAUGGGAGUUGUAGUCCCAAAACAUCUGGAGGGCUGAGUUUGCCUAUGCCUGCUCUUGUUAGUGGAAGGAGAAUGAAUGAAUGAAUGAAGUGUUUGUUGAUGGUGUACAUGAAAACUUGAUGUCCUGUCAACCUUUGUAGGAAAAUACUAGCCAGGAAUAUUUUUAUAGUCACCAUCAUCAUGUUAUAUAAUUUCCAGUUGGCCACUCUUGCAAAUAAAUCCCCCAAAGUUGCUACCUGCAUUUUUGUGCAUGCUUGUGUAAUCACUUGUGAUAUAUAGCUAUCUGGGAAAGAAAGCAUGUGUACAUUUUUUAAACUUCAUGGGAAGAUGGUUGUGAAUUAGUUUGUCCUGUUUUGCAAUUGAAGUGGGUGAUACAAACCCUGCAUUUUAAUGGUUAAGAGCCUGUGAUGUGUGUCUAGGACUGGCAGUGUAUUAAUCCCUGAUUUAGGAACCACACCCAGUCCCCUUUGCCCUACUGUAGACUUCCAGGACAAGUUACAACAAAAAUAACUCCUCUUCUUUUUCCAGCUGUGCAAUUUGUGCCAACCAUAUUGCAUAAGUGUUCAGGGAGAAGCUAGGAUGGUCAUUUGAGGAUCAGGAGCAGCAGCUUUCAGUCCAUGGAGUGUUUGAAAGGCAUAUAAGUCAGGCACUGCCCAGCAAAGCCCCUUGACUGGCAGUGGCCAUGCCCACACUGGAAAGGCAGGGAAGGACACAGUAUCUUCUUAGAGCAUGGUGCUGAUAAUGCCAAGAUGGCAGGUUCAAUCCCUGUAUGGGACAGCUGCAUGUUCCUGGGCAGGAUAAUCCUCGGGGUCCCUUCUAACUCUGUGAUUCUAUGAUUCUAUACCCCUCUUACAGUGGUAUCUUGCUUCUCAGGCUUAAUCCGUUCCACAAGUCUGUUCCAAAACUAAGGUGCUCCAAAACCGAGGCGCGCUUCCCAUAGAAAGUAAUGCAAAAUGAAUUAAUCCAUUCCAGACAAUUAAAAACAACUCCUAAAAUAGCAAUUUAACGUGAAUUUUACUAUCUAACAAGAUCAUUGAUCCAUAAAAUGAAAGCAAUAGACCAGGCUGCAGUCUACUACCCAGUAUAAAAAACUGGCAGUGAUCUACCCAUUGCCAUUGGAGGGACGAGCGUGUGGGGUGCAUGAAGGAGAAGUUCAAGGGGUGGGGAGGAAAGGGAGGCAAAAGUUCUCUCUCUGAGGAGCCAGUCGGCUUAUCUCCCCCUGCCACCCUUUCUGGAUCCUUCCCCCCCCCACACACACCCAGCACCCCUUCCUCACCUUCUUCAGGGCUGGCACAAGCAGCCCCCGCCACUUGGGUGCGUUCUCCUCACUGAAGAACUCUUACUGCAGCGGUGGCACCAGCAUCCUGCCCAUGCCGUCCCGUGCCCUGUGAGGGGAUGCUGCAGUAGUCACUUCUGGGGCCGAGCUGCUUGGCGUUGCUCUGGGGCCUGGAGCGGCGGCCAUGGGCGACACCCGGUACUGGAGGAAGGGGUGGUUGCUGCGGCGGCACGGCCUUCCCUCGCUCAGCAUUGGCCGUGGCUGCUUCCGGGUGUUGCCAGUGGCCAGCGCGGCCUGCGCUGAGUAAGAGAAGCCCAGGUCGGGUUGCAAGUGAGCAGGCAACAGAAGUAUGGCACUCAAAAUGGAAGUGCAGCCCCCCCCCCCGAACGGAGUACAUUCGGGUUCCAAAAAAAUUUCGGGUUUGAAGCAUUCUGGUUCCCAGUAGUUCGUGAACUAAGCUGUUCGAAAACCAAGGUACCACUGUAAUGAGCCUUGUUAAGUCUGGUAUAGGAGAGAACCCAGGACACUGUUGACUAAAUUCCCCAUCUCUUCUCAUAUUGCUUUCAGCCACGAGUGUCCCAUCUCCAUCUGGAGCCAUCUCUGGAGCUUCUGCCCCCUUCCGACCUCUCUUCAACGAUUUUGGGCCCCCUUCGAUGGGCUACGUGCAGGUGAGUUUCUACUUUGGAAUUGAGGGGGGAUCUUGCUGGCUGGUGGAACUAAUUGGGAAAACAUGGUGCAAUGACAAGCAUUCAAUCUGUGCAAGCAUUGCAGCCUGUCGGACAUAACAGCCCCUCUUUUACUCCUACUGUGUGCCGUUCUGGGUGUUCACCCCACCAGUCAAUUUAGGGAGGCGUGGGGAGAGGAGAUGGGAGGAAAGGCCUGCUGCACAAGCGGAAGCCCUUCUUCAGGCCUAUCCACUGACGGGGCUCGUUGGGGGAAUCCUGCCCAGAGUGCCUUUCACUUUUUCCCUGUCCUUGAUCUUACAGGCUAUGAAGCCACCAGGUGCCCAAGGCUCCCAGAGCACAUACACAGACUUGCUUUCAGUCAUUGAGGAGAUGGGCAAGGAGAUUCGACCUACCUACGCAGGCAGCAAGAGUGCUAUGGAGAGGCUGAAGCGAGGUAGGAAGCUUCCUGAGAGAUGAGUGCCUUCUGGUCAUGGGAUGUGGGAGCACAUGAAAUAAGUCAUUCUCGCCCUGCAAGGUCUACGUAAGCCUGGAACUGAGCGAAUUUAUGAAGUCCCAAAUGUAACCUAACCUUCCAAAAUGCUCUAGAAACAAUGACUCACAAAUCAGACAUGACACUUGUCCUUUUUUCUGGGCGGGGGGGCGGGGGUAGAAUUACUUGUUUGUUAAAUUUGUAGCCUGGCUUUCCUCCAAAUGCUUCUCAAGGCAGCUAACACCCAUAAAACAUAAUACUCCAGUAAGAAGGCAAUAAAAACAUUAAAAACUGGUAAGCAAAACAAUAAAAAUAGCCAGUUAAAACCAAUUACAGUUUAUUUACACAUCAGCUUCUUGACCAAAGAUCUAUCUAUAUAAAAAGAAUGUUGCCUGCUGGCAGGUCAAUGAGAGGCAGUCCCUCUCAGAGCCUGGGAGCAGCCAUCAAGAAGGCCCUGUUGUGAUUUCUUAAAUGUUACUUGCUGUUGUUCAUAGCUAUAGAUUUUGUGAAUGACUGGUUUAGCAAUAUCAUCCAAUUAACCCUUCAUAUCAAAUUCUUUACCCUUGGAAAGUUAGUUUCAAGCUCUCUGCUUGCCCAGCAGAAAUUGAGGGGGAAGUGUCUCCCUUGCCUUAAAGACAACUCCCAAUGUAAUGGGUCAACUCUGCAAUUUUGAAUGCAGGUAGCUGCAUUAUACUGGGAACAGGUAGAACCUGCUGGAUUAGCAUUUCUGUACCCUUGCUUACAGUAAGGUGUUGACCUACUUUUGCAAGUGGGUUGUCUAGCUGUCCUUUGUACCUUGCUCUGCCUUCCUGCUUGUACCUUUCCUUCUUUUAUACAAGCACAUUUGUAUAAAAGGCUGCACGAUACACUUUUUCUACAUGAAUUAAACUUCAGCAUGCAUGUGAUGACAUACACAAAAGCCUGGCAUGGGCAAGAUAUGCUGCAGUUGUCAAUUUUGGCAAACAAGGGACUGAUGAGUUGGUGCAAUGAAACUGAUUGCUCAGUGUGUCUUAAGUCUUGUGCCUUUCCUUCGCAGGAAUUAUUCAUGCCCGGGCGCUGGUUAGAGAGUGUCUGGCAGAGACAGAGCGCAAUGCCCGAACGUAACAGUCGCUUCCUCCUGGCGCUGCCCCUGGAGGACCCUGGCACUUUCUGGCCAAUCAACAUUUUGGAAUCUGGAGAUUUCCCCCCACCCUCACCCCUUCAAAUCUUUCCACCAAUCAGUGUCUCAAGUCCUAGAACUGUGAUCACCUUCAAAGACCUUUACACCAAUUGGCGCCUAAUAAUCUGAAGCUUCUACUGCAUCACAGAACUUCCCACCAAUUGGCACUCUGGGAGUAGAUGCAGAAAAGAGGUUGUUGCUUACACCUUCUGGUCAACUGAUGAGAAUAAUGGCUGGUAGCAAGUCUAUGUCUUUAUAAAUGCAAGGUUUUUUAAAAUAAAUAAAUAAAAGGAAAAGGUUGGAAUUUGGAUUACCUAUUCUUCGCUGUGGUUUUCUAUUUUUGCCCCCCAUGUGGUGGUGAAGGAAGUAGUCUCUUCCUCACUAAGACAUUACCGAGGGCCCAUAGUGGAAGAUGUGCUUUUUUAGUAAAGCAGCACAAGGCCUUCCCUACCACUUGUAAAAGAAGCCUCAGCCAGCAGUCACUGAGCCUGUAUUGGGAAACUUGUAAUAAAAUAUUUCUACUCCUAUCUAAUCUGUCUGUGCUGUUAUUACUGUGUCAAAGCUCCAAUCUCUCAUGCUGUUCUGUAAAGUUGUCCCAAAUUCCUCCUCCUCCAUUUUUGUUGGUUUUUGAGGGUAUUGUUGUUAAGUUUCCGGUUGCUUCUGCUUUUAACCAAGGAAAACCAAGCCAGGUUCUUUAGAAGAGGCCUAACUUGAUGCCUGUUUUCGCACUCGGUACCUUCAUUGCAGAAGUGAUUAUCUCCAAACCAGAAAUGAAACUAGCCUUAGUGUCUCAGUACAAAAUUGGUUUUUGUUUCAUAUGACUCUUACUCAGGAUUAUACUGGCCUCCUGUUUCAUUCCCAAGGUUGUUACUGGGACAAGGCUGGAUGCUAUGAGCAUAGCUAGGUUCUAUGAAUGGAGCAUGGGUCUCCAAAGCAAGGUGUGUCCGAGAUUUGCAUGUAAGAAGUGGCUAAGAGUGGCUUGCUCAUGCCUGCUAGCUGUAGAAAAAGAAGGUUGGCAUGAGGAUUGAGCAAGAAUCUAUGAGUAAGUAAGCACUCUCUUUCUAUCUGGAUUCUCUUUCACAAAUGGCCUGCCUUCACGUUAAAGCUGGGAGGUAAACUUUGGUUGUGUGUUUGCUGGCGUAAAGUGUCCUUCAGCCCUUAAGGCUACUACGGACUGGUAAUUCACGAUGUGCCCAAAGGUGAGAUGAGAAGGUGCGUUGUUCUUGAGGAAUACCUAGUCUGGGCCACCUUAGAAAAAGGCAGAGGGUGGCAAAUAUUCCAAACCCGUUUGGCCUAAAAUGCCCCUUUUGUUUUCUAGAGACUUUUGGCCACUUGAAAAAUGCAGAACAGGGUUGCACAUUUGGUCCAAGAAUACUUGCUAAGUCUUAAAAGCUUUUAUUAGAACUGAAGGGGGAUUAAGAGAUUUUUAUACUGCUUCUUGUAAUAGUCUUGAGGUGGUGUAAACAAUUUAAAAUGCAAUACAAUGCAGUAAAAUAAAUGCAGCUGAAAGCAAUUAAAUCAGAUGCUGGAGCUAAGCAACAGCAAAGGUUAGGAAACACGUUUUAAGCAGGUGCAGAAAUAACAUUUUUUCUUUUUAAUGCUUUUUUUAAAUAAAAAAGUUGAAUUAUGAACACAGUUUGGUUGGUAUAAUCCUACUUUGCAAGUAAGCUCUGUUCAGAUAACUAAGGCUUACCUGUAAGUAGAGGUGUGUAAAAAUGGGUCUAAGGAGUCAUCCGAGUAGUUUUGGCUUUUGUGUUUGAUAAAUUGUCUGACUGUGCAGUAGUAUAAACAAUAUUAAAUGCUACCCUUUGAGACUCGCCUUAAGAAUGCCCAUUUGUACUUUGCCUGCCUUUAAUGAGAAGAUGCAUCCUAGGCAUAGUAGGUGAAACAAAAUCUCUAUUUUGAAAGCUUUUUAAAGAUAGCCCUUUUUUUGUGCAGUAGGUUCGCGUUCUGGGGGGUUCUCCUGACCCUCUGGAGCAGAUGUGGGGAAGGAGAGCCCCGUUGUGCUGGUGGGAUCCCUUGCACUGGCUUCUCUCAGCACACCAGGUUAGUUGAAUCCAGGCCUCUGUGUGCAAGUAUCUGGGGUAGACCUGUCUCCUGUCGCUCAUAAUAUAGUA
Messenger RNA from Podarcis lilfordi (Lilford's wall lizard), 10101 nucleotides. Lineage: Eukaryota; Metazoa; Chordata; Lepidosauria; Squamata; Lacertidae. The record is from the annotation of a GenBank genome assembly.